Blepharisma stoltei is the source of this 702-nucleotide messenger RNA. The record is from the annotation of a GenBank genome assembly. Lineage: Eukaryota; Ciliophora; Heterotrichea; Heterotrichida; Blepharismidae.
AUGUCAAACAAGUACUUCCCUUAUUUUUGUCCUCCAAAAACCAAAUGGACACCUUUAGGAAAACUUUCAACCCGAUCUAACAGUUUUGAGCCCUCAAAAAUGCAAAUUUCUGCUAAAACGAAGCCUUUAUCACGCGAGUCAGAUUCUAAUUGCAGCUUUAGUGUUUCUCCUCUAAAGCCUAAAAACGACCAAUGUGUUUCAUAUAGUAUCGAUAGCUCUCAAAACCCGAACGAACUGCAAUUGUUCUUACAAACUCCAAGACAAGAUGACUUUCAAUCAGAAGCAUCCUUUCAAAAAGUUAACGAUUCACGAAACAAUUUACUCAAAAAUGAUAAUUUUGAGUACAAAACUAAACUCAGCCACUCCAAAAGAAGCUUUUUAUGUGAAAACUCUAUUUAUUCUCUAAUGAGAAAGCUUGAGCCGAAGCCUAUUAAAUUCCUUUAUGAGUCCCCUUAUACAACUCGAUCUUUAAGUGCGAAGAAAAGGGUUAUCAAAUACUAUUCUUCUAAAGAAGUGAAUAAAGAAAAAGAGCCAUACUAUCGAGGACCAAUUAUAGUUGGAUCAAUGAUAAAAGGAAAAGAGUCGAUAAAAGCAAAAUUGGAGAGAAGGAAAAGAUUUCCACGAACGUCAAGUAAUGCGAACACCACAACUGAGGAAUCUUACUACACUCUUAUAGAGUCAAGCAUUUCUAAAUUUGCAUAG